AACCUGUACCAGUCAGUUGCCAUUGGAUUAGCAUCAGAGUAACGUGCACAAGAAACCCUCUUCUCUUUCAAUAUGAAGGUGACACUGAUCCUGGUCCUGAUGGCCGUCGUUGGCCUCUCCUCUGCCUACUCCCUCGGCGAUGUCUCCGAGAAACUCCAGCGUGUUGAGAGGGACAUCAGCGCUGGGAGCACCGGUACGAGCAAUAGCAUGUCCUUGGAGAGCAGAGAGAAAAGAGAUAUCAGCGGGGACAGCACCGGGACGAGUUCCUUGGAAACCAGGGAGAGGCGUGAUGCCUUCGCUGUCUCUCACGACCUUGAUCUGAGGCGCCUCAGGAGACGCGCCAGCCCCGACAGCGGCAGCUCCGAGAGUAACAGCGCCAGCAGCUCUGAGGAAAUGACAACUACCGCGCCUUGAAAAACGACUCGGAAAGGACGGAACUGACCAUCGGCAAACGACCUGACUACCAUUCAGCUCUCCUGAUUUGAAUAAGGAUAUUUCGAAUAUUCAAAAUUCUUUCAAUUUUCUACAGAAAGAUAUGUCAUUAGCAAACUAAAUUUUUGAUUUUAUAUAGACAAUAAUCUGCAAUUUGAGUAACCAAAAGAAUAAAGUAAUUGGCAAGAAAUA
Penaeus chinensis is the source of this 624-nucleotide messenger RNA. RefSeq lists its product as uncharacterized. The transcript is spliced from 6 exons. NCBI's taxonomy places the organism in Eukaryota, Metazoa, Arthropoda, Malacostraca, Decapoda, Penaeidae. The coding region runs from base 73 to 414 and encodes 113 amino acids. The record is from RefSeq and is a predicted model, not a curated record.